Molecule: messenger RNA, 1701 nt
Organism: Trachymyrmex cornetzi
Lineage: Eukaryota; Metazoa; Arthropoda; Insecta; Hymenoptera; Formicidae
Product: popeye domain-containing protein 3
Exons: 7
Coding region: 121-1131 (336 amino acids)
Biological process (GO): striated muscle cell differentiation; skeletal muscle tissue development; heart development
Cellular component (GO): sarcolemma
Molecular function (GO): cAMP binding
Source: RefSeq, a predicted model, not a curated record
GCGAGGGGUGAAAACACACCAAGCUCUCGUUUGAGAAAUAUCAUUGAAUAUGAACAGUCGAUUCUCGUAUCUGUAAUAGCAUAUUUUAACCCAUAAUAACGUAUUUCUGCUUUGACGAAAAUGAGUCCCGGGCUGGGUCGUGAUCCUUUGCCAUCGUACAACAGCACUUCUGUCGGAAACCCCGCACUCUGUUUGUGGCAACAGCCUCAACACAUUUUAUUCCAGUUGGCAAAUUUUUGCUUCGCAUUGUCGUACUCGGCGCCGUCCUCAAAAAAGGGAAUUUUGUUCAUGCAUUCAGUGCUAAUAAUAGGUUUCAUGUUGCUAUCGGGAUGGGCUUGGCACGUGAUCUGCGCACCAGAUAUCUUCUCUUGGAAUUUCAGUUUUUUAUUACUGAAUAUCGGUCAAUUAGUAUAUAUUAUUUAUCAAAUGAGACCUAUUAGAUUUGAUCCCGAAUUGGAAGAAGCUUAUCAUACGCUCUUCUAUCCCUUCAAAGUCUCACGAAUACAAUUCAAGCGAUUAGUAUCUCCAGAAUUUGCGACGAUAAUGUCUCUUCAUGCUGGCGAGGCGUACGCGAUGCAGAAUCUAACAAGAACAGACAGAUUAGGCUUGCUACUCACUGGAAAAGUCAACGUCUUGAACGAAAUCAACGGUUUUCUACAUCCGAUACUGCCAUGUGAAUUUUUAGAUUCACCGGAAUUCGAAAGCUCUCGAGCUUCCGUCGACGAUAAAUUUAAGGUAUCCAUCAUAGCGGCGAGUUCCUGCAGAUAUUUGUAUUGGCAACGAUCAGCCUUGGAAUAUUUGCUAGUGAAAGAAACUUAUCUUGCAACUGUUUUAACUACGCUUGUGGCACGAGAUAUCGCAACGAAGCUGUAUGCAAUGAAUAAUAAGAUAAUUAAUAACAAAGGAUCACACUUGGACAUUCGUCUUCCUUCUAUUAGUGCCAGCUUAGGGAUCAACGUUAACAAAAAAUCCAAAGAACAUGCAGCCAAUGACUUGACGAAGAAGGGCGUACCGAGCAUGGAACCUCUUCCGGAGCUGCCGUCCUGCGAUGACUUAGCUUCCAGCGGUGUGGAGAGCUGGCUUGACUCCUCCAGCAAAUAUCACAGCUGCGAAAUCGUUGACGAAGAAUAGCAUUACGCCAACUACUCGAAUCACGAGAAUUUAAUGAUGGAUAACGCCGAUGACUUCGAACACGAUAUACAGGCCUUUGAUUACAAAAACGCGGAGAGCUGGCCGUCAUCAUAUGAUGACUAGCAAUAAAAAAAAAUAGCACACAUCCUUUAGCUUCCGUUUAAUGUACAUACUUGUGGAUUUUAAUUUGUUAAAAUGAAGUUACAGAUUUUUAAUGUUAAAUUAUUCCAUAAUUAACUAACUUUUGAAUUUCGUUAAAGCUAGAACCAUUAUAAAACUCAAAGGAUUACAUUCCUUUACUGAUCGCAAUAUUAUAAUCAUGAUGUUGUAUAUACACUGUAGAUUUGUUGCCUAGCAACGAAAUUCGCAACGAAUUCGCACUUUUCGAAAAGCAGCUACAUAAUGUAAAUUUAAUACUAUGUACAUAUCUGUAAAUAUCAUACGACGCUUUCGAAGAAUGAAAAUUCUAGUCCAUGAAACAGGAAACAGUGCUUACGAAAGUAUUCUAAGAAUUUGGAAAAAAAACAAGCGUUAAAUAAAUCCAAUGUUAUAAGUAAAUACAUUAUAAAA